Messenger RNA from Fusarium keratoplasticum, 2094 nucleotides. RefSeq lists its product as uncharacterized. The record is from RefSeq and is a predicted model, not a curated record. NCBI's taxonomy places the organism in Eukaryota, Fungi, Ascomycota, Sordariomycetes, Hypocreales, Nectriaceae. Bases 1 to 2094 code for a protein of 697 amino acids. The transcript has a single exon.
AUGUUGUUCAAGGCUUUCUCCCUCAACCUGCUCCUGACCCUCGGGUCUGUGGCCGCCUCGUCCCUCAGCGAGCGCGACACCUCCUCUCUCGAGGCUCGUGUCACCUGCGGCAAGAACACUCUGAAGAUCGGCAGCAAGUGUUACUGCAAGUCCAUCGUCUUCAAGAUGGACAGCAACGGCGACUGCGGCUGUGACGCCGGCUACAAGGUGUCCGGCCUCCUCUGUAUCGCCGACUGCCCUGCCAGCGCCUACGUCAACUGGAAGAACCAGUGUGCUUGCCAAAAGAACUACCUCAAGUUCAUUGGCGGCGACUGCAAGUGUCAGCAGGACAGCCAGACCGACGACGGCUCCAAGUGUACCGAUAUCUGCCCCGGCCCCCACAACAACUGGGUCAGCGGCACCCACUGCGAGUGCGAUACCGACUUCGUCUCUGCUACUGCUCCUGGCACCGGCUGUGUUCGCGACUGCUCCAAUGGUGCUACCCCCAACACCGACUCGACUGCCUGCGAGUGUCUUGCCGACCACUUUGUCCUGAAGGCCAACGGCAAGGAGUGCGAGUGUGACCCCGACUACAUCCCUGGUGAGGGUGCCGACGCUGGAAAGUGUGUCCCCAAGUGCAUCAACGGCGCCACCGCCACCACUGACCACAAAUGCGAGUGUCUUGCCGAUAACUUCAAGCUCACUGCCAACGGCCGAGAGUGCGAGUGCAAGGAUGACUACGUUCCCGGUACCGGGUCUGACGCCGACAAGUGUGUCCCCAAGUGCUUCAACGGUGCUACUCCCCUGGACGACCACACCGGCUGCAAGUGUGAGGCCGCUAACUUCAAGCUCACCGCCAACGGCCGAGAGUGCGAGUGUGUCGAUGACUACAUCCCCGGCACUGGCGCCGACGCUGACAAGUGUGUCCCUCGAUGCUCCAACGGUGCUACUCCCCUGGACGACCACACUGGCUGCAAGUGUGAUGAUGUCAACGCCCACCUUGUCAACGACGACCGCGAGUGUGCCUGCAACUCCAAGUACACCCCUGGCAGCGGCAGCCAGGCCGGUAUCUGCAUCCCCGACUGCUCCAACGGUGCUGUCCCCAAGGAUGACCUCACUGGCUGCAAGUGUUCCGACAUCAACGCUCAGCUCACCUCCAGCGAGCAGGAGUGCACGUGCAAGUCUCUCUUCAAGCCCGGUACUGGUGCUGAUACUGGCUCUUGCGUCCCUGACUGCGGUACGGCUACUGCCAAGGCCGACAAGUCUGGAUGCGAAUGCACCAAGGAUCACUUCCAGCUCAAGGACAACCAGGUCGACUGCGAGUGCACCCCUCCCUUCGUUCCUGGCACCGGCGCCAACUCUGACAAGUGUGUCCCUGUCUGUGUUGGUAUUGCUACUCUGAAGGACGACGGAAGCGCCUGCAAGUGCCCCAGCAACGCUCACCUUAAGACUGGCGGCGUUGAGUGCGACUGUGACACCAACUAUAAGCCCACCACCAAGCCCGCCAAGCAGCCCGCCUGCGUCUACGACUGCGGCUCCGCCAAGCUGAACCCUACCUUCAACGGCUGCAUCUGCGACAAGCCCAACACUGAGUUCAAGGAUGCCGCCACUGGCUGCGGCUGCAAGGCUGGCUACACUGGUCUCUCCCGAUUCGGCUGUGUCUCUGACUGCGGCACCACCGAUGCCAAGUGGAACAGCGCCAAGUCUACCUGCAUCUGCAACGUCAAGGCCUACAAGUACACUCCUGCCAGCGGCUCCACCAGUGCCAGCUGCGCUUGCGAGAAGUCCACCGAUGUCUACGAGGAGGGUGACGGUGUCUGCCACGAGCCCUGCGGCACCGAUGCCGACUGGAACAAGAAGUCCCGCGCCUGCAUUUGCCGCAAGAAGGGCAUGCAGUUCAACAACGGUGCUUGUGCUUGCCCCAAGCCCGAUGAGCAGAAGUGGAACGGCUCCAAGUGUGUCGCCGACUGCGGUGACGAUGCUCAGUACGACAACAAGCAGGCUCGCUGCGUCUGCCUCAAGCGCGGCCAGAAGUGGGCUAACAAGGUCUGCUCUUGCGACCCUGGCUUCACCUGGAAGAACCAGAACAAGGGCUGCGUCGCCAACCCUGCUUAA